Amyelois transitella is the source of this 3226-nucleotide messenger RNA. RefSeq names its product ionotropic receptor 75a. The transcript has 19 exons. The record is from RefSeq and is a predicted model, not a curated record. Gene Ontology annotation, molecular function: ligand-gated monoatomic ion channel activity. NCBI's taxonomy places the organism in Eukaryota, Metazoa, Arthropoda, Insecta, Lepidoptera, Pyralidae. The coding region runs from base 162 to 3191 and encodes 1009 amino acids. Gene Ontology annotation, cellular component: membrane.
UAAACAACGAAACGUAAACAAUGCUGAUAAGUAAAUACGAUAUUAAUUAGGAACAUAUCCAGUAUUUAUUUUCAGAAAUCUCACAAGUUUUUAGUCCCAGAAACAAGAAGAUACUAUUUAGUAUUUCCAAUGCGGAUACAGAUACAGAUUUUCAAGCUACAAUGAUUGUCGAUGUAAUCCAAUCCAUGGAGAGGCCAUCAUUCGUUAUCGCCACGCUUUGCUGGCCAGAUUGUAAGGAAAUGUUUAAAAUUAGAAUUGCUUCAUUAAAAUAUUUUCGGCCAAAAACGAGCAAGAAUUCUUUUUUUUUUUUUGCAGAUAAAAAACUAAAGUUACAUUUAAUGCUCGAUGGUUGGUUUCGGGAGUGGGAAUCACGUUAUUUUCAUUUGGAAAUGAAUAUGCAAGUGCAAAAUGUAGUAUUUUUGGCUGAUGUUAACUGUCCUAAUAUUUCUGAUCAUUUUGAAAAGUGUAGUAAAGAAAAAUAUUUUCGGUCCCCAUAUCGAUGGUUGAUCCUGGAUACUUCUGAUACAAAUGACACUAUUCCUGAUGCUAUUUAUGAUUUUGACAUAUUACCCGAUAGCGAAGUGAUGAUCGUUCGACCUGCGAGAAAAACAUAUGAUAUUAAUUUUAUUUAUCGAGUAGGUGCUGGAGAACCUUGGAAGUCGGAACUUUAUGGAACAUGGGAUGAGAGGAACAAACUCAGUAAGAGUGACGUCACAACCAUACCUACGUCAUUACGAAGACAAGAUUUGGGCGGAUAUGAAAUACGAAUUUGUUAUGUCCUUACUGAUAAUGAUAGUAUGAACCAUUUAACUGAUGAAAUUAAUGAUCAUAUUGACACGAUCACAAAGGUAAAUUUCCCGACGACAAAUCAUUUAUUUGAUUUCCUCAAUGCUAAUAGGAAAUAUUUCUUUGCCAACACGUGGGGAUAUCAUCUGAACGGCACUUGGAAUGGGAUGACAGGAUAUCUUGUUAGAGAAGAGGUUGACAUCGGAGGGUCUCCAAUGUUUUUCACCACCGAACGUAUGUCAGUGGUUGAAUACAUAGCGAGCCCAACACCGACCCGAUCGAAGUUUGUAUUUCAACAGCCUAAAUUGUCCUACGAAAAUAAUCUAUUCCUACUUUCCUUCCGAGCUGCGGUAUGGUAUAGCAGUCUAGCGUUGGUCUUCAUAAUGUUGUUAGCCAUUUUCGUUGUAGCUAUGUGGGAAUGGAAGAAGCAUGGAGAUGAUUUUGAAUCGAGAAAUAAAAAUUCUGGUGUCUUGCGACCUAGCAUGGCUGAUAUUAUCAUUAUGAUAUUUGGCGCUACUUGCCAACAAGGAAGUCCUGUUGAGUUAAAAGGUUCACUGGGGCGCAUGGUCAUGUUAAUAUUGUUUCUGGCUUUAAUGUUCCUGUAUACAUCGUACUCGGCAAACAUUGUGGCUCUGCUCCAGUCGAGCUCCUCCAAAAUAAAGACUCUGGAAGAUUUGUUGAACUCCAGGCUCAUGUUUGGUGUUCAUGAUAAUGUUUUUAAUAGAUAUUACUUCGCAACUGCGACUGAACCUAUAAGAAAAGCUAUUUAUGAAAAGAAGGUGGCUCCACCUGGAGUUAAACCAAGGUUUAUGACAAUGGAAGAGGGAGUCAAACGAAUGCAGAAAGGUUUGUUUGCGUUUCACAUGGAGACAGGCGUCGGAUACAAAUUUGUGGGGAAAUACUUCAGAGAAAGUGAGAAGUGCGGCUUAAAGGAAAUUCAAUAUCUACAAGUGAUCGACCCAUUUAUUGCUGUGAGGAAGGAUACUCCGUACAAAGAGAUGUUUAAAAUAGGUCGUAGUAGUAACGAUUACUGGCAUGUGGAAUCAUUUGGAAACUGGACAAAAAACCUUGGACUUAUAAAAUCCGCAGAAAUGGCGAUUUCAACUGCCAUGAGAAGAAAAAAUUUGGAAAAGAAUAUCUUGACUACAUCAGCAACUGCAGUAGAUAAGAGGACGAGGGAGGAUUUGUAUGAUUUACGUAACGUCGAGGUAGACACGCUUACGAAAGCAAACAUCCGCCACACAGACUUACUGUAUGACUUCAUGAACGCUACUAGAGUCAUAAAAUUUACAAAUACCUGGGGAUAUUUUAUAAAUGGCUCAUGGAAUGGUAUUGUUGGACAUUUUGUACAAGGGGAAGCAGAUGUUGGAGGAACUGUAAUGUUUAUAAACGAAGCCCGUCUCAGCGUUGUCCAAUUUCUGUGUCACCCUUCAGAUGUCACCAUAGACUUCGUCUUCCGGGAGCCUCCGUUGUCGUACAAUAGCAACCUGUUCCUGUUGCCCUUUAGUAGUGUCGUCUGGAUGUGUAUCGGUGCUCUUGUUAUGAUAUUGAUGGUGAUCACUUACGUCAAUGCUUAUUGGGAAUCGAUUAAAAUUAAGAAGCACAUUAUGAAGUCUUCAGAUCAUACAACACUGAAACCAAAUAUAAGUGACAUAGUUGUUCUCUUGAUAAGUGCCAUGUGUCAACAGGGAAGUGCUAUAGAACUGAAAGGUGGAGUAGGUCGACUGAUAAUGUUCCUGAUAUUCCUCUCGUUCCUAUUUCUGUAUACCUCUUAUUCUGCAAGCAUAGUCGCCCUUCUACAAUCCAGCUCAAACAGCAUUCACUCAUUAGCUGAUCUUUACAACUCCAAAAUGGAACUUGGCGUGGAAAACAUACCCUACAAUAUAUAUUACUUCACGUCAGCAAAGGACCCUCUAAGAAAAGCAAUUUACGAGAACCGAGUGGCACCAAAAGGACGCAAGCCAAAUUAUUUAACUUUAGAAGAAGGUGUUAAGAAGCUACAGACUAAACCAUUUGCAUUCAACAUGAACGUCGGAGUUGGAUACAGACUGGUGAACAAAUAUUUCUUAGAGCAUGAGAAAUGCGGCUUACAACAAAUCAAUUAUAUCCAUACCAGUCAAGCAUUCAUUGCUUGCCCCAAGUAUUCUCCUUAUGUAGAAAUUUUUAAAGUUGGGUUACAAAGAAGUGUUGAACACGGUUUAAUCGAUCGUAUUAAUCGUAUCAUCUUCUCGAAAAAGCCACAAUGUACGAACCGAGGUGGCCAGUUCAUAUCAGUCAACAUAUUGGACUUUUACCCUAUACUUUUAAUGCUACUUUACGGCAUGGUGCUUUCAAUCCUAAUUUUAUUGAUUGAAUUGGUAGUCCAUCAUAAAUAUACGCAAUUAUGUUGUCAAUUUCGACAUUAACUUAGUAAUUCUUAUUUUUUAUUGUUAAUAUUAUU